Colletotrichum graminicola M1.001 is the source of this 1401-nucleotide messenger RNA. RefSeq names its product alpha-galactosidase. The coding region runs from base 1 to 1401 and encodes 466 amino acids. The record is from RefSeq and is a predicted model, not a curated record. Lineage: Eukaryota; Fungi; Ascomycota; Sordariomycetes; Glomerellales; Glomerellaceae. Gene Ontology annotation, molecular function: hydrolase activity, hydrolyzing O-glycosyl compounds. Gene Ontology annotation, biological process: carbohydrate metabolic process. The transcript has 4 exons.
AUGGCCGCGAUAGCCAGGACAAUCUCCAAGCACCCGCCAGCAACCCCCGGACCUGUCGACCUUUUCGCGAUGCGGCCCGCCUUCUCGUCCGCCUCCCUUGCGGGCCUCGUUCUGUCCGCCACGGCUGCGGCGCUCGUGAGCCGCGACUGCGCGACGGGGCCCCUGCCCGCGCUGGGGUGGAACUCGUGGAACGAGUACGGCUGCGACAUCAACGCGACGGUGUUCCUGGACGCCGCGCGGCGCAUGGUGGACUACGGCCUGCGGGACCUGGGCUACGAGUACGUCAACAUCGACGACUGCUGGAGCGACAAGGCGCUGCGGCGGGACGCCGUCACCAGGGAGAUCGUCGUCGACGGGGCCAAGUUCCCGCGCGGGAUCAAGCACACUGUGGACCAGAUCCGCGCUAUGGGGCUCAAGGUCGGCAUCUACAGCGACGCGGGGACGUCUACCUGCGGCGGUUAUGAGGGUUCGUUAGGUUAUGAGGAGAUUGAUGCCGCCACGUUCGCGAAAUGGGGUAUUGACUACCUCAAGUACGGCAACUGCAACGUCCCCGAGGCGUGGUUCGACGACUGGAAGUACGUCCCCGAGCUCUGGCUCGGCGGGCCCCCAAACGAGAACCAGGACAACGGCCAACCGCUCAACUCCAAGACGGGCAAGCCCGCGCCCGCCGGGACCGCUCGAUCCAGUACUCCCUCUGCGCAUGGGGCCACGCGCACGUCGAGGCCUGGGGCAACGAGACGGGCCACAGCUGGCGCAUGUGGGGGGACAUCUACCCGGCGUGGGACGGCCUGCACCAAGGGUCAUGGGAGGCUGAUGCCGAUCCUGAACCACGCGGCGUUCUGGGGCGCAGGGAGCGGCGCCGGUUUCUGGGGCCGCGGCGACUGGGACAUGCUCGAGGUCGGCAACGGCGGGCUGACGCUCGAGGAGAACCGGAGCCACUUCGCCUUCUGGGCGGCGCUCAAGAGCCCGCUCAUCAUCGGCACGCGGCUCGACGGGAUCCGGCCCGAGGUGCUCGCGAUCCUGGCCAACCGGGAGCUCGUGCGGUUCAACCAGGACGCCGUGUUCGGCGGCGCCGCGCGGCCGUACAAGUGGGGCGCCAACCCGGACGGGGCGUGGAACGCGACGCACCCGGCCGAGUUCUGGUCCGGCGCGUCCGUCGAGGGGACGCACGUGUUCGUGCUCAACACGCUUGCGGGCGCGGCGGCCAAGACGGUCGCGUUCCGAGACGUGCCCGGGCUGCUGGAGGCAGGCCGGCGACGGCGGUACGUCGUGCACGACAUGUGGACGGCAGAGGAUGUCGGCGUGUUCGAGGACGAGUACACGGUUGAGCUGGCGGGCCACGACACAGCGGCGUUGCGGAUCAACGAGGUCAGGUGUGUCGAGAGGCCGGCGCGCACGUGA